Molecule: messenger RNA, 1456 nt
Organism: Pan troglodytes (chimpanzee)
Lineage: Eukaryota; Metazoa; Chordata; Mammalia; Primates; Hominidae
Gene: ABHD17A
Product: abhydrolase domain containing 17A, depalmitoylase
Biological process (GO): regulation of postsynapse organization; protein depalmitoylation
Cellular component (GO): plasma membrane; endosome membrane
Molecular function (GO): palmitoyl-(protein) hydrolase activity
Source: RefSeq, a predicted model, not a curated record
AACGGGGCUGCUGUCUGGGGCGGUAGCUGGGGGGGCACUCUCCCCCCUGCCCGCGACUCGGAGCACCCCCACCCCUCCCCUGCCGGGCCAGGCCGGGUGGCGUUGUUGGCGGGGGCCCCGGUGGAGGCCCGGCCCGGGCGGCGCCCGCCAUGAACGGGCUGUCGCUGAGUGAGCUCUGCUGCCUCUUCUGCUGCCCGCCCUGCCCCGGCCGCAUCGCUGCCAAGCUCGCCUUCCUGCCGCCGGAGGCCACCUACUCCCUGGUGCCUGAGCCCGAGCCGGGGCCUGGUGGGGCCGGGGCCGCCCCCUUGGGGACCCUGCGGGCCUCCUCGGGCGCACCCGGGCGCUGGAAGCUGCACCUGACGGAGCGUGCCGACUUCCAGUACAGCCAGCGCGAGCUGGACACCAUCGAGGUCUUCCCCACCAAGAGCGCCCGCGGCAACCGCGUCUCCUGCAUGUAUGUUCGCUGCGUGCCUGGUGCCAGACAAGGACACCAGGCUCAGGGAGGCCAUCCCCAGCUGGCAUGGGUGGGCAGGCUGGGCGACUCCAACAACCCAGCGCCUGGUGGUUGCCUGCUGGGCGAGAGCUGGGGCACAGGGGCCACCCUGGCCUGCGGGUACAUCCACCUUCUCGCCAGGUACACGGUCCUCUUCUCGCACGGCAAUGCCGUGGACCUGGGCCAGAUGAGCAGCUUCUACAUUGGCCUGGGCUCCCGCCUCCACUGCAACAUCUUCUCCUACGACUACUCCGGCUACGGUGCCAGCUCGGGCAGGCCUUCCGAGAGGAACCUCUAUGCCGAUAUCGACGCCGCCUGGCAGGCCCUGCGCACCAGGUACGGCAUCAGCCCGGACAGCAUCAUCCUGUACGGGCAGAGCAUCGGCACGGUGCCCACCGUGGACCUGGCCUCGCGCUACGAGUGUGCCGCGGUGGUGCUGCACUCGCCGCUCACCUCGGGCAUGCGCGUCGCCUUCCCCGACACCAAGAAGACCUACUGCUUCGACGCCUUCCCUAACAUCGAGAAGGUGUCCAAGAUCACGUCGCCCGUGCUCAUCAUCCACGGCACGGAGGACGAGGUGAUCGACUUCUCGCACGGGCUGGCGCUCUACGAGCGCUGCCCCAAGGCGGUGGAGCCGCUGUGGGUGGAGGGCGCCGGGCACAACGACAUCGAGCUCUACAGCCAGUACCUGGAGCGCCUGCGUCGCUUCAUCUCCCAGGAGCUGCCCAGCCAGCGCGCCUAGCGGCGGCCCCAACCGGCCGGACCUCAGCAAUAAGGCGGCCCCCGGACCUCACCCCGCGCCGGCCCCCCAGGGGCUGCAUGUGGACCCCCCGGGCGGCCCAGGGGACCCCGCCCCGACCCAGGGGCUGUGGACGAUGUACAGGCAACAGAGCUACGCACUCCUUUCCUUUUGGAAGCAAGAAGAAAAUACGUGAAAACGGAAAUUAAAGAUUUAAAAUUUUA